Molecule: messenger RNA, 4277 nt
Organism: Megalops cyprinoides (Indo-Pacific tarpon)
Lineage: Eukaryota; Metazoa; Chordata; Actinopteri; Elopiformes; Megalopidae
Gene: agap3
Product: ArfGAP with GTPase domain, ankyrin repeat and PH domain 3
Exons: 18
Coding region: 467-3289 (940 amino acids)
Cellular component (GO): nucleus
Molecular function (GO): GTP binding; GTPase activator activity; GTPase activity
Source: RefSeq, a predicted model, not a curated record
GGAUACAGAGGCGAUUUUAUUUCAGCGCAGCGGCAACACAGCCAGUCAGUAGAGCUGGGCGCCUUGCAUUAGCUAAUCUCAUUGUCUGCGGCUGACAGAGCGACCAAGGAGAACGAUUGUAAUUUAGGAAUUCAGUAAUAACAAAAAAGAACGCGCAUUUCAAGAAGUGGCCAGUUAACCGCGAGUAUAUUUAGACAGCCGCUGGAAACGCGAAGGACCCGGGCGAAAGAUAUCAAUAAAGAAAAAAGGAAAAUGAGCCGCUACCAAGUUUUAAUAAUAUGAGCAAGAACCGCGUUUUGUUCUAGUGGGAGGCUGUCUAUCGCUGCAAUAGAAUAUUCUCUCGUUUUCAGCUCGCUCAAUCUCACGGACUGCAUCUGAAUUCACGUCGACUGCUAUUUCAUAGUCCCUACGAAAACGGCUUAUUUGUUUGUUUUCCCUUUGAGAAGAGUUCCUUGUUCCCACCACGAUGAAUUACCAGUCGGGUGUCCCGGUGUCGGUUUCGGUAUCUGGUAUCUCUCAGCAGUCUCAGCCAGCGAUGCCCACCCCGGGCACCGUCCCAGCUCCCGUUCCGGUUCCAGUGCCUCAGUCCAUUCCGUCCCAGUUUGGAUCUGGAUCGUCUUCUGGAUCAGGGGCGGGUCAGUUCGGUUCGGGGACAGUAUCAGGCCAAGCCGCCCAGUCCGGCCCACCAGGCUCCCAGUUUGUGUUGUCCAACUCGGCUGCCAUAAGGGCUGAAAUCCAUAGGUUCGAGUCCGUCCACCCGAACAUUUACGCCAUUUACGACCUGAUCGAGCGCAUCGAUGACCUGGCCCUGCAGAAUCAAAUCCGGGAGCACGUAAUAUCCAUUGAGGAUUCCUUUGUCAACAGCCAGGAGUGGACAUUGAGUCGAUCAGUUCCAGAACUCAAAGUGGGCAUUGUGGGUAAUCUAUCCAGCGGGAAGUCUGCCCUGGUCCACCGGUACCUGACAGGCACAUACGUCCAGGAGGAGUCCCCUGAAGGUGGACGCUUCAAAAAGGAGAUCGUCGUGGAUGGACAGAGCUACCUGCUCCUCAUCCGGGACGAGGGUGGGCCCCCUGAGCUGCAGUUUGCUGCCUGGGUGGAUGCAGUCGUCUUUGUGUUCAGCCUGGAGGACGAGAUCAGCUUCCAGACCGUCUACAACUACUUCCUGCGCCUCUGCAGUUAUAGGAACACUGCCGAGGUGCCCAUGGUACUGGUGGGCACACAAGAUGCCAUCAGCGCAGCCAACCCCCGAGUCAUUGACGACGCGCGGGCCCGGAAGCUGUCCAACGACCUGAAGCGCUCCACGUACUACGAGACCUGCUCCACCUACGGCCUGAACGUGGAGAGGGUCUUCCAGGAUGUCGCCCAGAAGGUGGUGGCCCUGAGGAAAAAGCAGCAGCUCUCCAUUGGCCCCUGCAAGUCCCUGCCCAACUCCCCCAGCCACUCCUCCGUCCCGUCCGCAUCAAUCCCCUCUGUGCACAUCAAUCAGGCGGCGAAUGGCGGGGGCGCGUUUAGCGACUACUCCUCCUCCGUCCCCUCCACCCCGAGCAUCAGCCAGCGGGAGAUGCGCAUCGAGACCAUCGCCGCCUCCAACACGCCCACGCCCAUCCGCAAGCAAUCCAAGCGCCGCUCCAACAUCUUCACAUCUCGGAAAGCCAGUGAACAGGCAAAGAGCAUUGACUGUAAAACAGACAGCAUAGGCAGUGGAAGGGCCAUACCAAUUAAACAGGGCAUCCUGCUGAAAAGAAGUGGGAAGUCCCUGAACAAGGAGUGGAAGAAGAAGUACGUCACUCUGUGUGACAACGGCCUCCUCACAUACCACCCCAGCCUGCAUGAUUACAUGCAGAAUGUUCACGGGAAAGAGAUCGACCUUCUGAGGACCACGGUCAAGGUCCCGGGCAAGAGGCCUCCUCGAGCAGUCGCCACCAUUGCCCCCACAGCCAGCCCCAAAACCAAUGGCUUGACCAAGGACCGCAGCACCCUUCAGCUUGGGACCGGCACCGCAGGUGCUCCCCACUCCAACAGCAGCGGCUCCCUGCAGUCGGAGCGCUCGGUCAGCGGGAUCAACCUGGUGGGCUUCGGCGGCAAGCCGGACGGCAUGCACCAGCGCUCUUUCUCCGUGUCCAGUGCUGACCAGUGGAACGAGGCGGCCGUCAGCACCAGCACAGGGGCAGCCAACGGGGCCACGGACGCCCUGAGCUCCAGCCCCAACGUGUCCAGCGCCACCAGCCCCAAGCUGGAGCCCCCGCCCUCGCCGCACGCCAACCGCAAGAAACACAGGCGGAAAAAGAGCACGGGGAUCACCAAGCCGGACGGCCCGUCCACCGGCAAUGAAGAGCAAGAGGAGUCGUUCGAGUUCAUCAUCGUGUCGCUGACGGGCCAGAUGUGGCACUUUGAGGCGUCCACGUACGAGGAGCGCGAGUUGUGGGUGCAGGCCAUCGAGAGCCAGAUCUUCGCCAGCCUGCAGUCCUGUGAGAGCAGCAAGAACAAGUCCCGGCUGGGCAGCCAGAGUGACGCGGUGGCCAUCCAGUCCAUCCGGAACGUGAGGGGGAACAGCUUCUGUGUCGACUGCGAGGCAGCCAACCCCGACUGGGCAAGCCUGAACCUGGGCGCCCUCAUCUGCAUCGAGUGCUCCGGCAUCCACCGCAACCUAGGCACGCACCUGUCCCGCGUACGCUCGCUUGACCUGGACGACUGGCCCGUGGAGCUCAGCAUGGUGAUGACCGCCAUCGGCAACGCCAUGGCCAACAGCGUGUGGGAGGGCGCUCUGGAGGGCUACACCAAGCCGGGCGCCGACAGCACCAGGGAGGAGAAGGAGCGCUGGAUCCGGGCGAAGUACGAGCAGAAGCUCUUCCUGCUGUCGCUGCCGCAGUCCGACGUGCCACUGGGCCAGCAGCUGCUGCGGGCUGUCGUCGAGGAUGACCUGCGGCAGGUGGUGCUGCUGCUCGCCCACGGCACCAAGGAGGAGGUGAACGAGACGUACGGCGACGGUGACGGCCGCACCGCCCUGCACCUCUCCUGCGCCAUGGCCAACGUAGUCAUCACCCAGCUCCUGGUCUGGUACGGGGUGGAUGUGAAGAGCCGGGACGCGCGGGGGCAGACGCCACUGGCCUACGCGCGGCGGGCCGGCAGCCAGGAGUGCACCGACAUCCUGCUCCAGCAUGGCUGCCCCAACGAUGGAGGCGGCGGCGGCCCAGCGGCCGCCCCCACGCCCAACACGGCACGCCGCAACCCCAACGCCAACAACAACAACGCCCAGUGCGAGCUCAACCGCAGCGCCAGCUUCAUCUGAGGGGGGGGGGGCGCAGGGGGGGCCACCGCGGAGGUGCUGCUCCAACGCACACUGUGUCACCUGGCAACCCAUACACACCCCCGCCACCGCCACCACCACCACCCUCCCACUCUCUCCCCACCCUCCUCUCUGCAUCAUGUGACUAAGCCUGAGUUGCCCCCAGGGGUGACAGGAAAAAGGGCGGGGACACCCCUCCUUGGGGAAAACCCAGAGCAGAGGUAUUGGUGGGGAAGCCCUCCGGAAUUUUCUGACAGAUUCACCAUCCCAGAAUGCAAAACCAUUCCCAAGGUGUUCCACUCCCAUGGCAAACUUUCAGGAACCGCACAUCCAGGAGAGUUUUUUAUUGAGGAUAAAAAAACAUGGAUUCAGUGCUGAGAGAGCGGUUUACCACAGCGCAGUUCUCCCUUCAUCAUUACUAAAGCUAUUGCUGUUAACAGGAGUAUUAUUCAAGUUUAAGCUUUAAAAGUGGGGUUCCGUGUAGCCUCUUUAAACACCUCAAGCUAAUCAAGUCUCAGAAGGAUAUUAUAAGGAUAUGAGGAGGGUGACGAAGGGCCUUUUUAGUACAUAUGGAGUCUUCAUUAGCUUGAGUGGGAAAUAAAUUGCCCAUCCGUGUCAUUUGUAAACAUAUCUGUGAUUAUUUGCCCAGUUGUGAGCGCUAAUUGGCUGUAGCUGGAGCCAGAAUUAAUUAAGGAAACUCCAUGGAUUUGUGGAGAUUAAAAGACCAGUGUAUUGACCGCAUUAGAAUCAGCAAACAACCCUCCUUAACUGGAGCCGUGAGGUCUGGCCUUGGCGCUGACAACCGCUCUCUCACGGACCUCUGUUUCCUGGCGGCCGGGACAUCUGACGGCGCAAAGGAUCGUUUUGCGAGUUCUACACAGAUGCCCGGCUGCCACACCCGCCACUCAGCCAAACAAGGGUGCACUCCGCCGGGCCUUCCCCUAGCCGAGCUCACCUCCUGCGUGUGCAAGAAGAUUUCUGUGUUUCUAUA